UGGUAUACAAGGGAGAGAACCACACAAAUCUUCCUCUGUCUCUCUCACACAACUUAUCUUCGCUUGCCCCAUCAGCACCACGUGCUGAGAGACACAAAACAAUGAACUUUUUUCCACAAAUUAGAAGCAAAGCAAGACUCUUACUUGUAUUCCUUUCUCUUUUCUCAUUCGUAAAUAAACACUUGCUCAGUAGUAUUGCUGCAGAUGUUAAAAGCAAUCAGGUUUAUAUAGUUCAUAUGGGGAAAAGACAACAUGAUGAAGAUAUACAGCUGCUCAAGAAAACCCAUCACCAAGUGCUUGCUACAGUUCUUGGAAGUAAAGAAGCAUCUGCAGAUGCCAUGAUCUACAGCUACAAACAUGGCUUCUCUGGUUUUGCAGCCAGGCUAACAGCAACUCAAGCCAAAACAAUUUCAGAGUUAUCUGGUGUGGUUCAUGUCAUACCCAAUCAACUUUAUAAGGUCCAAACUACCAGAAGCUGGGACUACCUUCGACUCUCGUCACAUUAUCCCACUGAGUUCGUCCAAAAAUCCAAACUGGGUGAUGGUGUCAUCAUCGGUCUUAUUGAUACAGGGAUAUGGCCAGAAUCCGAUGUUUUCAGCGAUGAAGGACUCGGACCAAUCCCCUCUCGUUGGAAGGGAGUCUGUGAGUCAGGAGAGCAAUUCAGUGGCGAAAAACACUGCAACAAGAAACUAAUAGGAGCUCGUUACUUUGCCAAGGCACUAGAAGCUGAAUAUGGACAGACAUUGCCAUUCAACACUACAGAAAACCCUGAGUAUCUCUCUGCAAGGGAUGCAAUAGGACAUGGCACACACACCUCCACAACCGCCGCUGGUUCCUUGACAACCAACAAGAGCUACAACGGCUUAGGUGUUGGAACCGUGAGGGGUGGUGCCCCACAGGCAAGGCUUGCCAUGUAUAAAGUUUGCUGGAACCUGGAUGGAGGAGUGUGUUCAGGAGCUGACAUACUGAAAGCCUUUGAUGAAGCAAUACAUGAUGGUGUGGAUGUCAUCUCAGUGUCCAUUGCAGCCGACAUGCCUCCGAACCCCGAGUUCGAUGCUAAGAAUGGGAUUGCUGUUGGUGCCUUCCAUGCAGUGGAAAAGGGGAUUGUGGUGGUCUGUUCAGCAGCAAAUACAGGACCAAGUGCUCAAACGGUCCAAAACGCAUCACCAUGGAUUUUGACUGUUGCAGCAAGUACUGUGGAUAGGUCAUUUCCUACACUCAUCGCGCUUGGAAACAACUGGACAACAAUGGGUCAAGCUAUGUUUACAGGAAAGGAUACAGGAUUUGUUAGUUUGGUGUACCCUGAGGUCUCAGAUCUUGACUAUCCCCGUGAUUGCAAAGGACUUGCAGCAAAUAGCAGUGCUUGGGCUGUCGGGAAGGUGGUUCUUUGCUUCACUUCUGAGUUCUCUCAUGGUCCGUCAAUAGAUGACGUUGCUUGGUCUUUAAGAAAGACAGGUAUUCUGGCGCUGAUUGUUGCUGAAAAUCCAAGCAGAUCCUUGCAUUCCUGCCCUGAUAAUCUCCCAUGUGUUCAAGUAAGCUAUGAAAUUGGCAUGAAGAUCCUCGCCUACUUUCGUUCUACUAGUAGUGAUGCACAAGUGAGGAUUAGCCCUACCAAGACACAUGAUGGCAGACCUGUAUCGACCACCCUUGCAUACUUCUCUUCUCGAGGGCCUAAUUCCUUCUCCCCUGCUGUACUGAAGCCCGAUAUAGCAGCCCCUGGUGUCAACAUUUUAGCAGCAGUUUCUCCAUCUGAACUAGAAUUGAAGAAUGCAUUUGCUUUUAUGUCUGGAACAUCCAUGGCAACUCCUCAUGUAUCAGGGAUCGUUGCACUGCUGAAAUCCUUGCAUUGGGAUUGGUCUCCUGCUGCUAUCAAGUCAGCAAUUGUCACAACAGCAUGGACCACUGAUCCCUCCGGCGAGCCAAUAUUUGCAGAGGGAGAGCCAAUGAAGCUCGCGGAUGCAUUUGAUUAUGGAGGUGGAAUUGUGAACUUCAACAGGGCAGCAGAUCCUGGUCUUGUCUACGACAUGGGAUCGGAGGAUUAUGUCAAAUACCUCUGUGCCAUGGGAUACAAUAACUCUGCCAUUUCCCUGCUUAGAGAACAUUCAACAUCUUGCCCAAGCAAAACACCCUCAGUGCUGGACAUAAACCUUCCUUCUAUAACUAUCCCAAACCUUAGAAACGUGACCACUAUAACCAGAACUGUCAAAAAUGUUGGAGCUGUUGACGCCCAGUAUAAGGUGGUGGUUGAUCCUCCGUUUGGUAUACAAGUAUCGGUACAACCAGAUAUUUUGAAAUUCAACUCAACAACCAACACCAUCUCCUUCUCUGUAAGUGUUUUCUCGACUCAUAAGGUGACAACAGGCUACUAUUUUGGGAGCUUGACUUGGACAGAUGGUGUGCAUGAAGUGAGAAGUCCUAUGUCUGUGAGAACUGUGGUUACACUCUCUCAUGAUGGCUAACAGUUAUUGCAGAAGGAUCAACCAUGUCCAUGCAAAAUCUGUAUACUAAUCUAAUGUGAAUAACUUAUUGUGGCGGUCUCUAGGAUUUUGAUUAAUGCUAAGUAGAGCCUUUUCUGGUUUUUCCCCAUAAAGGUUUACUCUUAUGCUUCUUCUUUUUUUUUUUUUCUUUCUUUUUGGUGGCAAUAAAAAGGUUUACUUAUAUGAACAAUCUGAUUGGUUUACUUGUAUGACCAAUCUGAUUGAUCCAAUUAUGCUCCUUAGCACUACGUUAGCAGACUGCGCAGGCAAUUAAUGGCAAAGCAAUUCCACUCUCAAGCAAAACAAACGGCUUAUGGAUAUAACAGAAUUGACUUUUAAGUCGUAAAAGUGGAUUUGGGGGGGAGGGAAUGAAGAAGAAGAAGACUAUACAGUAAUUAAACCAGACAAACCAAAACACAAAUAUAUUACUCGGGUAAAUAAUUUGUACGUAUAAGAGAUAAUAGGCACAGUACAUUACAUUUGAUCUCUGUGUUAGACACUAUAUAAUCAUCUGCAUAACAUUUCUUCCGACAUUUUAAAAGUUUGCCUUUCUUAUGAGCUCACUAAAAUUGGAAUUGUCCUGAGUCUCCUGACAAGCCUUUGCUUUUAAACGCUGCCAUUAAGAUUCUGGAAAUGUGAUUUGUAAUAAGAGUUAUACAAGAGGAAUUUGGCUAGGCCCAUCUAUUCCGCCAAGGAGUGUUCUCUAACUGGUUCUACCACCAGAGUCUCUAAAUUAGCAGAUUCACCAUUACCUUUGGGAAUAAUAAGC
This is a messenger RNA of Ziziphus jujuba (common jujube), 3246 nucleotides long. RefSeq names its product subtilisin-like protease SBT3.10. The record is from RefSeq and is a predicted model, not a curated record. Lineage: Eukaryota; Viridiplantae; Streptophyta; Magnoliopsida; Rosales; Rhamnaceae. The transcript is spliced from 10 exons. Gene Ontology annotation, biological process: proteolysis. Gene Ontology annotation, molecular function: serine-type endopeptidase activity. The coding region runs from base 102 to 2459 and encodes 785 amino acids.